Puccinia triticina is the source of this 591-nucleotide messenger RNA. RefSeq lists its product as uncharacterized. The transcript has 6 exons. The record is from RefSeq and is a predicted model, not a curated record. The coding region runs from base 1 to 591 and encodes 196 amino acids. Gene Ontology annotation, biological process: mitochondrial electron transport, cytochrome c to oxygen. NCBI's taxonomy places the organism in Eukaryota, Fungi, Basidiomycota, Pucciniomycetes, Pucciniales, Pucciniaceae.
AUGUUGACCAACGCUGCUAACCGACUAGUCAUCCUUCAACGGGCUGUCCAGACCCCAAACCUAUUACCGGCCUCUCAAAAACUGGCGGUGCUCAGAUUGAGAUGGAGCUUCAAGGCGGAGAACCGAAGCCUAGCCACCGUCGCUGUAUCAGCCGAUCAAUCAGCAGCCACCUCCAGAACUUCGUCCUUACCGUCGAUCAGUAAUAUCGAAGCAGCAUGGAAAGAGAUGUCCCCGCAAGAACAAGAAGCCAUCUUUCAUCAUCUCGAAGGUUUACAAAAGAAAGACUGGACUCAACUCAGCCUUGACGAGAAGAAAGCAUCUUACUGGGUUUCGUUCGGUCCACACGGUCCCCGUGAGCCCCUCCACGCCCCUGGCUCAGGGAUCAAACUCCUUCUCGGGAUCACCGGAUGCGUCUCGGCUGCGAUCGCGUUAUUCGUCCUGAUCAGAUCAGCAUCCCCUGACCUCCCGAGGACUAUGACCAAGGAAUGGCAGGAAGCUGCCACUGAGCGCGCUAUUGAACAGAAGAUGGACCCGUUCACUGGUGCAAGCGCCCAAGGUGAAAAGGCCAAGACUUUUGUCCAAUCUAAAUAG